CGUUCUUGAUCCGCGGUUUAAUUUUACCGUUCAGCUUCGCUGUCUUCUGAGAUGUUGUGUUUCUCCCAUCAUCGCAAUGUUUUCAGCCGAUCGCCAGAGAUCGCGCAGAUAAUUGAGCCAGUGAAAGGCAUACAAAAGAGAAAGCCCACAGUUUGAUCAUUUCUUUCUCGGAGAAGAUGUCGUGGCUUCGAGUUGUCUCGAUUUGUCUCCUCAAGAUAUUUACCGUGUUUGCUCACAAUAACGUUCUUUUACUGCUAGCCGACGAUGGUGGAUUCGAAAUCGGAGCGUAUCGAAAUCGAAUCGUUCAAACUCCUGCUCUCGAUGCUCUCGCGAAAGAAAGUCUGAUAUUCAACAAUGCGUAUGCCUCUGCCAGCAGUUGUUCACCCUCGAGGGCAUCUAUUUUGACCGGAACACCGGAGCAUCAAAACGGAAUGUAUGGACUCCACAAUGGGGUACAUAAUUUCAAUGCUCUCAACAAGGUCAAAAGCAUAUCCAGCAUCCUCAGUACAGCUGGCGUGAGAACUGGUUUGAUAGGAAAAAAGCACGUUGGGCCAGCUGAAGUUUUCAAGUUUGAUUACGAGCGUACAGAGGAAGAAUAUCCGAUCAAUCAGGUGGGAAGAAAUAUCACCAACAUCAAAUUGUUUGUGAGAGAGUUCCUGAAGGAUAACAAAGAAAAGGAUCAGCCGUUUUUCCUAAUGGUUUCGUUCCACGAUCCGCAUCGUUGUGGUCACAUCACUCCUCAGUAUGGACCAUUCUGUGAACGCUGGGGCUCCGGCGAAGAGGGAAUGGGUCUGAUACCAGAUUGGCAUCCGAUAUACUAUGUUUGGGAUGAGUUGAUUUUACCGUAUUAUGUCCCGGAUACAGAACCUGCCAGGAGAGACGUUGCUGCGCAAUACACGACAAUUUCGCGAUUGGACCAAGGAGUAGGUCUAGUUUUGCAAGAACUGAAAGAGGCUGGCCUGGAUCAAGAUACACUGGUGGUCUACACCUCCGACAAUGGGCCACCGCUCCCGGCUGCCAGAACUAAUCUGUACGACCCAGGGAUGGCUGAACCAAUGUUUAUUCGAUCUCCAGAUCCAAAGUGCCGCAGAAAUGCAGUAACCUAUUCAAUGACCAGUCACUUGGAUCUCAUGCCAACGUUCCUCGACUGGUUCAACGUAACCUAUCCCGAAGAGCUGCCCGAGAUCCUUGUUGACGUUGAAACCAACGCUAUCGAUCAGAAACCCGUCAAACCUACUCUAACGGGAAAAUCUCUUCUGCCAUUGCUUUACGCAGAACCUCCGGUCGAUCCGGAUCAGGCUGUCUUUGCGUCUCAAUCUUAUCAUGAGAUAACGAUGAGCUAUCCAAUGCGAGCGGUGCGCACCAAGCGUUACAAGUUGAUCCACAACCUCAACUACCGAUUGCCGUUCCCAAUUGAUCAGGACUUCUACAUCUCGCCAACCUUCCAGGAUAUGCUCAAUCGUACAGCCUCCAAGCAGGACCUACGCUGGUACAAAACCCUACGUCAGUAUUACUACCGACCCGAAUGGGAACUUUUCGACCUGAAGUUGGAUCCAGCGGAGCGGAAAAAUUUGGUCAGAAAAUCAGUGGGAAAGGAAGUGUUCGAAAAGCUGAAAACCAAACUGCUCAGGUGGCAGGAGCAGACGGAUGAUCCGUUCCGUUGUUUACCAGGUGGUGUGCUGCUGGAUACUGGUGAGUUUCUGAACAAUGCAACCUGCCUUCCGCUGAGACAGUGAAUACUUGUGGCACACAUCGUUCUCUGCGAAAGAUUACAUUUAUCUAGUAUAAUAUUUAGGUGUGGAUUUUAUUGUUCGUCCUGUCAUAAUAAAUUUAUUUCCGCUUUUA
Messenger RNA from Toxorhynchites rutilus septentrionalis, 1845 nucleotides. RefSeq names its product N-sulphoglucosamine sulphohydrolase (gene Sgsh). The record is from RefSeq and is a predicted model, not a curated record. Bases 177 to 1736 code for a protein of 519 amino acids. Lineage: Eukaryota; Metazoa; Arthropoda; Insecta; Diptera; Culicidae. The transcript is spliced from 2 exons. Gene Ontology annotation, molecular function: arylsulfatase activity.